Molecule: messenger RNA, 1896 nt
Organism: Pestalotiopsis fici W106-1
Lineage: Eukaryota; Fungi; Ascomycota; Sordariomycetes; Amphisphaeriales; Sporocadaceae
Exons: 2
Coding region: 1-1896 (631 amino acids)
Molecular function (GO): long-chain fatty acid-CoA ligase activity; long-chain fatty acid transmembrane transporter activity
Source: RefSeq, a predicted model, not a curated record
AUGCCAGGCCCUCUUGCGUUGGCCGUACCGGCAGUUGCCGCAGGCCUCGCAUAUCUCAAUGCAAAGUCUGGGCUAUGGUACGAUUACACCCUCUUUCGCGGCGCCCUGCUGGCCGGAUCGCACAGCUCCCAACGUGAAAAGCACGACACGGUCAACACUUUUUACGUACUAGAGGAUCGAGCCACCAGCAAGGCAACAGCUGAUCGGAUCUAUCUCAUGUUUGAAGAUAGAACAUGGACAUAUGCCCAAUCCUACGAAAUGGUUCUCAGAUAUGGUAAUUGGUUCAAGACAAAAUACGGUGUCAAGAAAGGGGAUGUCGUGGCUAUGAAUUUUCAGAACUCAGACCACUAUAUUCUGAUUUGCUUCGGACUAUGGUCAAUUGGAGCGAAGCCUGCUUUCAUCAAUUACAACUUGACUGGCAAAGCAUUGACGCAUUGCGUGAAGGCUGUAGAUGCUGUUCUACUUCUAGUCGACCCUGAACUAGAACGGAACCUGGACGAAGACGUUCGUGCAUCACUGGCGGGGCUUCCUAUCGACUUUUUGACAGAGCAAGUCAUUGCCGAGGUUCAUGCAACAAGCGCUGAGCGUCCCCCUGAUUCUCUGCGCUGCGGCGAGGCUCACCGAGAUACCGCCGUUCUGAUCUUCACUUCCGGCACAACUGGUUUACCCAAGGCUGCCAUUGUUUCGUGGCUGAAGCUCAUAGUAGCUGGGAGCUUUGCUACGGGCUGGCUAGCUACAAAGCCACAAGACAUUUUCUAUACCUGCAUGCCGCUGUACCACAGCUCAGCGUUCAUUAUGGGGGCCAUGCACAUCCUCGAGGCUGGGGCUACAAUCGCCCUGGGAAAGAAGUUUUCGACCAAGACUUUUUGGAAAGACGUACGGCGCUUUGAUGCGACGAUAAUCCAGUACGUUGGCGAAUCUAUGCGAUACCUUCUAGCUGCUCCUCCCCAAGUAGACCCAGUCACAGGAGAGAAUUUGGACAAGAAGCACAGAGUCCAAUUGGCAUUCGGCAAUGGGCUGAGGCCUGAUGUCUGGGAAAGGGCACGUGAGCGCUUUGGUCUUAGGAGGAUUGCCGAGUUCUACAGCGCCACUGAAGGCUUCUAUGCAACUUGGAACGCUACAUGGAAUAGCUUUUCCGCAGGUGCCAUUGGCCGAAACGGAUGGCUCUUUGAGAAGGUCAUCAAAUCACGAGUCGCCAUCAUCGACGUUGAUCCCGAUACAGCAACUGUGAGGAGGGACGAGAAAACUGGGCUGGGUCGAGAGGUUCGACGCGGAGAAGUUGGUGAACUGGUCGUGUUCAUUCAAGAUAUGAAGGAUUAUGAAGCACAAUUCCAGGGAUACUAUAACAACAAGAAAGCCACGGAGAGCAAGAUUAUUCGUGAUGUGCUCAAGAAGGGGGAUGGAUUCUUCCGGACUGGCGAUCUCGUCAGCUGGGACAAGGACGGGCGGAUGUACUUCCAUGACCGGAUUGGCGACACGUUCCGGUGGAAGAGCGAAAACGUAGCUACGACGGAAGUGUCGCAGAUGUUGGGCCUACACCCGAGCGUGCAAGAGGCUAAUGUCUAUGGCGUACAACUGCCCAAUCACGAUGGUCGGGCUGGAUGCGUGGCACUUGUGCUGAAGGACCAGCCAAGCGAAGUUGUCAUGAGAAGCCUUGCACAGCAUGGCAAGAAGAUGCUGCCCAAAUACGCAGUUCCCAUAUUCCUUAGAGUGGUCAAGGAUGGUGGACUCGUGGUCACGGGUACCAACAAGCAUCAAAAGCAGGAACUCAGACAACAAGGAGUGGAGCCUAGCAAGAUGGGUGACGAUGAGUUGUGGUGGUUGAAGGGCGACACCUAUGUCCGCUUCGGUCAACAGGACUGGCAAGAGUUGAAUGGAGGAAGAGUCAAACUAUAG